Messenger RNA from Xenia sp. Carnegie-2017, 2309 nucleotides. RefSeq lists its product as uncharacterized. Lineage: Eukaryota; Metazoa; Cnidaria; Anthozoa; Malacalcyonacea; Xeniidae. The transcript is spliced from 6 exons. Bases 428 to 1903 code for a protein of 491 amino acids. The record is from RefSeq and is a predicted model, not a curated record.
AUGUAUAUUUAUAUCGCAAAGAUAUGUAGCGUGCAGGACUUUUUUAAAACUGGUUGAUGUCGUGAUAAACUGGAUUUUGCAUGACAAACAACCUCGCUGUAAUUGUGCGUUGCUCUUUUAUAUUGAAAUAGAGUUUCCGGUUCUAUGAAUGCCUCAGUCGUGGGCGGCGUCUUUUUAUUGGUUAUUGUUUAAAAACUGCCGUUUAUAUAAGGGUAUACGAGUAGCAAAGACUUUAAUCUUUUAAAAAGAAACUUUGUUACUGCAAUCGUCGAAGGAAGUUUUCGCAAAGCUUUAUAUGGUUAACGAAUGUACCUUGUCGGUGACAAACACUAGUCAAUAUCUUCAGUCGAAGAACUUCAUCAUUCUCAGUUCAGGAUAAAUAAAGCGAAAACUUUUGUGCCAUAGCAGACGUGUCGAAAAGUUCAGAAUGAAGAAAUAUUUUUACGAAGACCUGAAGGCAAUGUCAUCGAUCGCCAGAGAGGUCUGGAUGUGCGAGCAAUGCUCGGAAUUCGGCUACGAAAUCGAACGCCUGAUGACCGAACGGGAAAGACAAAACUUCACCGAAGAAAUGUAUCGUAAAUUACGUCAGGUGACGAAGAAAUGGACUUCUUGGCAUCAUAAAUCUUUUGGAAACGUCUCUUCUAGACAGUCUGUAGCGGAACUUUUGGCAUGGGAGCGAAGUACAACAUUACUCGUCAGUCCUGUUAUCAAAACAAGAAAUAACGCAGGAUCUCAAAACGUACUGGAGCGAUUUCAGGAACUCUGUCGGGACCUUGACGGACUUCAACAGAAUUUCACAAGCGAUAUAUUGGAUCCGAUGUGCGAUUUUUUUUGGCCCUCGACACAAAAUGUGAAACUAGAUCGCGUUGUUGAGAGUCUCAAGACACUUCUUUCUCGAUGGAAAAGCUUACUUGCUCCUGGUUGUAUCGACCAAUCACUUCUCUCCGAGUCGAGUUCAAAGCACCUACACACGUUCACAUUGAGAGGGCGUAUUUAUGAUUUUGAUGCCGUCAUUCGACUCGUUCCAGAUCUCCUCGAGAAGGCCAACCUCGCAUUAAAUGUCGUUCGACAAUGGCGUAUUAUACAUAAGGAGAUUUGCGUGUCGAGGCAGAAAAGCUUUUCGCUUUCUCCUCCUUCGACGGGUCGCUCGAAGUCAGGGUCAUUUGGAGAGCUCGAGAAACGUUCGAACGAAGACGAGCUUCGCUGCAGCAGCCUGAAAAAGGACAUAGAAACCUACCGGGAAAAAUAUGAACAGUUGCAAAAAGAUCUGAACGAGCACUUCAAGUUGUGUGAGCAAUUGGAGGAUGAAGUAAACAAAGCCGAGAUGAAUUGUAAUAUGGCUAAACAACGCUUUGACGAGGCAAAGAAUGAUUCUCGCAAAGAGCAAUGUAUAGAAGCCUUAAAACAGGACUUCAAUAGAUCGAAAGUCAAGUUCACAACACAACGUAUUAAGCUGGUAAACGCCCGUAAGCGCUCGGUUACCCUUUCGGAUAAACUCGUAAAAACUCGUAAGGAAUACGAAACGCUUAAAUUGGAAGGUGAAAUCUCGCAAAAUAAAUCGCAGGCGGUCCGAAAGCAACUCGAGUAUUUCCGUAAGAAUAUCAAAAUUCAAGCGGGCAUGGUUGAUAGCCUGCAGCAGCAAUGUUAUGCGUUGAAGAAGGAGUUGGACUCCUCAAAAGCGGGCUGUGAGAAGGUCACUCAAAGCCUGACCGACGCUCAGACAAAAUGCGACAGACUGGAAGAGAAGUUGCGUCUCAAGGAAAGCGAAUGCUUCAAAAUGAAAAACGAUCUUAAUAGCGCUUUGCAGCGAGAGCAAUUAGUUCGCGAAGAAAAUAUCAAACUCAAGACACUUAAGAAAGGAAUUUUUACGAACAGAAAGACCCCGUUACCACUGGAGAGAUGACAAGAAACUUUGUAGCUCACCUCUCUCCUUCAAGAUGGAAUAGGUGGGUACCUUUGCCAAAUUCAAUUCAUUGUUAGUUCGAAGCGAAAGGAGCAGAAUGGAAAGAGAAUAUUUUCACUCCGAAAUAAACACGACAGAACACUUGCAGUAUUUCUGGAAAAUGGAGUCAAAAUCCCGAGUAGACGACGGUCAGCGACGCAUUACGAGAAUAUUGGCAAAAUGUGACAUUCUUAACAUCUAAUUUAUUGUGGGACAAACAUCGCAUAAUACUAGUAUUACAAUUUGCUUCAUUGUAAGAAGUCAGUGAAAUAAUAUUACAAUUUGAAUAAUAUGUAAAUAAUUGUAUAUUUGUAUUUGUAAGUAUACUAUCUUAUCAACUGGAACAUUAACAACCUUCACCUCAGUA